AUGCUCGCACCCAGCAGAGCCAGGGCGCUUGCAUCCUCGGCGGUCAUCACGCUGCCGAGCUUCCUCGUGCCUGCCUUCCAGACGACGACGGCAAGCCGCAGCUCGCCCGCGCGCCUCUUUUCAGCGACGACAAGCCGGCCGUCCAAGCUCGGCACCACGCCCAUUUCUAUCCCUCCAAGCGUCGAGCUCGCAAUUAGCGAGCCCAAGGUCAAGAAGGACCUGACGACCUGGCUUAACAUUGCGAGACGAACCGUCACAGUGACGGGCCCGCUGGGAACGCUCGACCUAGAGAUCCCCCCAUUCCUUCACAUCGACUUUGACGUCGCGGCGAGGAGAGCCGUAUUAAGCGUGGAGGACCGGAACGUGAAGCAGCAGAGGGAGAUGUGGGGGACCACGUGGGCAUACCUCAACCGGCACAUUAUGGGAGUAUCGGAAGGGCACACUGCGGUGCUGCGCCUGGUGGGCAUUGGUUACAGAGCCACGGUCGAGACGCGCCCGGCGCUCGAGACAUACCCCGACCAGCCGUUCGUCAUACUCAAGCUCGGCUUCUCCCACCCGGUCGAGAUGGGCUGCCCGUUAGGCGUCAAGGCCAGCACGCCGCAGCCGACGAGAGUGCUGCUCGAGGGCAUCAACAGGGAAGUCCUCAUGUCGUUCGCCGCCCGGAUUCGCAAGUGGCGCGUUCCGGAGCCGUACAAGGGCAAGGGCAUCUUUGUCAACGAAGAGACGAUCAAGCUGAAGCAGAAGAAGAUUAAAUGA
Lasiosphaeria miniovina is the source of this 756-nucleotide messenger RNA. Its product is annotated as ribosomal protein L6, alpha-beta domain-containing protein. The transcript is spliced from 3 exons. Bases 1 to 756 code for a protein of 251 amino acids. Gene Ontology annotation, molecular function: rRNA binding; structural constituent of ribosome. The record is from RefSeq and is a predicted model, not a curated record. Gene Ontology annotation, cellular component: mitochondrial large ribosomal subunit; ribosome. Gene Ontology annotation, biological process: translation. Lineage: Eukaryota; Fungi; Ascomycota; Sordariomycetes; Sordariales; Lasiosphaeriaceae.